Molecule: messenger RNA, 933 nt
Organism: Aureobasidium namibiae CBS 147.97
Lineage: Eukaryota; Fungi; Ascomycota; Dothideomycetes; Dothideales; Saccotheciaceae
Exons: 2
Coding region: 1-933 (310 amino acids)
Biological process (GO): Golgi organization; intra-Golgi vesicle-mediated transport; protein transport
Cellular component (GO): COG complex; membrane
Source: RefSeq, a predicted model, not a curated record
AUGAGUGCUUUCUACCUUCCCUCGUCAACAGCAACAACAGCAACCCCCUCCCCCCUCACCUCCCCUCCAUCUCCAAAAUCGAACCCUUUGGACAACCGCCGCUCCAACCACGCCUACUCCGACUCAGAUGACGACGACGACAACACGCCCCUCCCCUUCCCAGCAACCCUCCCCCGCAGCGACUUUCUCACCCCAAACUUCACACCAGAAACCUACCUCUCGACUUUACACAACAGACACCAAACCCUCGAAGACCUACGCUCAGACCUACGCCAACGCUCUUCCCUCAUCACCACAGAACUUCUCGAUCUCGUCAACAGCAAUUACGAGGAAUUUCUAUCUCUAGGCACAAAACUCAAAGGUGGAGAGGAAAAGAUUGAAGAAGUUAGAGUGGGUGUACUCGGAUUUGGGAGAGAGGUGGAGGCAGUCAGGGAUGUGGUUGCUGCACGUGCUGAGGAGGUUGGUGUGUUGCUAGACGAGAAGAAGCAACUCAGAAAGGAUAUUCUGGUUGGCAGAAGGCUACUGGAAAUCGAAGAACGAUUGGAGGACUUGGAAGCGAGAUUGAUGGUGGAACCAAACAAUUCUUUGUCUGCAAACAAUCCUUCAGCAAAUGACGAAGACUCGGAUGAUGAGGAUGAGGAAGACGAAGAAGGAGAUUCGGCUACGUCGACCACACUCUCGCGACUACGGAAACACGCACAGGCAUAUCUUCUGCUCACACACCUCACCCAACAAGUACUCGAACAUCCUUUCGUGAUAGCACAGCAAUCGCGACUCUUUCGAGUAAGAAACACGUUGUUGCUGGAUCUCAGGACGGCGGUCAAGCAGGCUCAAGCGACAGGUGUGUCGGGAAAACAGUUACUCGACUUCUUGGUCAUAUACAGGGAGUUGGGAGAGACGGAGGAAGGUGUAGGAGCCUUGAAGGGUGUAUGA